Mesoplodon densirostris (Blainville's beaked whale) is the source of this 1179-nucleotide messenger RNA. It is a transcript of the gene DMKN, whose product is annotated as dermokine. Bases 1 to 1179 code for a protein of 392 amino acids. Gene Ontology annotation, cellular component: extracellular region. NCBI's taxonomy places the organism in Eukaryota, Metazoa, Chordata, Mammalia, Artiodactyla, Ziphiidae. The transcript is spliced from 15 exons. Gene Ontology annotation, biological process: cornified envelope assembly. The record is from RefSeq and is a predicted model, not a curated record.
AUGAAGCCACAGGGCUGUCUGGCCUGCCUCCUGCUGGUCCUGUGCCUGGGCAAUGGGGAGGCUGGCCCACUGCUGAGUGGAGGGGAGAGUGCUGGAGCAGGGGCCAUGGAGGCCACUGGACACGGGGUGGAAGAGGCCAUUGGACAAGAACUGGGAGAGGCCAUCAAGCAUGGAGUUGGGGAGGCCACUGGUGGAGGGGAUGGAGAGGCAGUGGGCUCUGGAGUCAAGGAGACCAUGGGCCCCGGGGUGAGGGACGCUCUCGCCCGUGGGGUUGAGGAAGCGGCCCAUGCUCUUGGAAACACUGGGAGUGAGGCUGGAAGACAGGCUGAGAAUGUCAUUCAGCAUGGAGUGGAUGCUGCCCACAGCUCCUGGCAGGGGAUGCCUGGCGGCAACGGUGCUUUGGCAGCUGUGGCCCAACCUCCUCAUGGCUCAGGGAGAGGCAGCGACAACCCAAGUGCAGAGUCUCAAACCUCACCCGUCCCCUUCCCUCUGCAAUGCACCAACCUCCCGCCAUCUGGCUCAGGUGGAGGAAGCAGCAGUCAUGGCAGGAACAGUGGUGGCAGUUCUGGGCCCCAUUGGGUAAGUUCUCCUUUGUUGAAGGCAGAGGUGGGGCCCCUGGUGGUCCCUGCUGAGGAAACCCACUCCGAGGUCUUCCUGAAAGCUGCCAGCCCCAGGGGGCGAGGGCCUAGCGGGGGAGGGGAAGCUGUUCGUAGAACCAACACCUUGAACUCUCAGCCGUCUCCUGGGCUCUUCAACUUUGACACUCUCUGGAAGAAUUUAAAAUCCAUGCUGGGUUUCUUUAACGGGGACGUCAUCAACAAGGGCCGAGUCCCAGACCUCAGCACUCGCAUCCUCCUCUACUUCCGUCAGCUCUGGGAGAACUUCAAACGCAACACUCCUUUCUUGAACUGGAAAGCAAUUACUGAGAACUAUGAUUGUAACCAGCAGACACACCUUACUGCCACUGGGGGGCAGCCCACCACUAAGGGGGGAGUCACGAUUUCUUCCUCGGAAGGAAUCACCACUGGUAAUAAUGCAGCAGGAUCCGAGGAGACCUCUCACGCCCAGUUUCUGGACAUUGACAAGUUGCGAUCUGUUUUUAGGCCUAAUGAAUACCUGAACUGGCCCGCCCUCUUCGAGCUGAGAGGAAUGAAGGAUGCAGCUGCCAACGCCCAGUGA